This is a messenger RNA of Aaosphaeria arxii CBS 175.79, 1401 nucleotides long. RefSeq lists its product as uncharacterized. Gene Ontology annotation, cellular component: cytosol; intracellular membrane-bounded organelle; membrane. Gene Ontology annotation, molecular function: sterol binding. Gene Ontology annotation, biological process: endocytosis; exocytosis; piecemeal microautophagy of the nucleus. Lineage: Eukaryota; Fungi; Ascomycota; Dothideomycetes; Pleosporales. The coding region runs from base 1 to 1401 and encodes 466 amino acids. The transcript has 8 exons. The record is from RefSeq and is a predicted model, not a curated record.
AUGGCGGAAGCCUCGUCGAAUCCCGCUCCGGUGGCGGCUGCUACCGCCUCUCCUUCGGCUUCUGCCAACAACUCAGCAGACCCCUCUAGGGCUACAACACCCGCAAAUGCAGUCGUGGAGAAGCCUCCAGACGAUAGUUCCAAGCUCAAAACAUUCCUGGGCGUCCUGAGAAGACUGACACCACAAUUGUGCUACAGAUUCAUAGGAGUGGCUGAUCUUGCCGCCGUUCGAUUCUCCCUUCCUGCCCAACUGUUGGAGCCCACGCCGAAUCUGGAGUACUGGAAUUACUUGGAUAGGCCUGAAACCUUUAUCAGCAUUGGCGAUUCAGACGAGGCUCUAGGGCGCAUGCUGGGGACGCUACGGUUCUGGUUCACCAAAGAUUUGAAAUACGUCAAGGGAAAGCCUUGUAAACCUUACAACUCAACACUCGGCGAGUUUUUCAGAUGUAAUUGGGAGGUUGAAGACACAUCCCCACCACUAAAACACCAGCCAAACUCGCAACCUUCCAGUAGCGCAGCCAGCGUAGUAGGAAGGAACGUCAAGAUCUCCUACCUUACCGAACAAACCUCCCACCAUCCUCCAGUCUCCGCUUUCUACAUCGAUUGUCCCGAGAAGGGCAUCGUCGCACGAGGAUUCGAUCAGCUGAGCGCUAAGUUCACUGGAACAAGCAUUCGAGUUAUUGCUGGUGCUCACAAUCUGGGCAUUUUCAUUACCUUACAGAAGCAUGAUAACGAGGAAUACCAGUUGACGCAUCCGGCAGCUUACCUAGGUGGACUUCUCCGAGGUUCGCUCAGCAUCUCAGUUGCCGAUUCCUGCUACGUCACCUGCGCGAAGACGAAGAUAAAGGUCAUUCUAGAAUAUCUCGAGGAGGGGUGGCUAGGAAGAUCGCAAAACAAAGUCCUGGGUGUCAUCUUCAACUACGACCCGGAAAAUGACACCAAGACCAAGAUCAAGGAGGUUCCCGACAAGGACAUUUUGGCAAGAAUAGAAGGCUGCUGGCAGGACAAGGUUUACUACAGCCUUGGGAGCCAGCCAUUUAACAAAGCAACCGAGAAAAUCCUCCUCAUCGACCUCAACCCGCUUCACCCCGUCCCUAAGAUCAUCCCGCCCAUCGAGCAACAACUUCCCAACGAAUCCCGCAAGUUCUGGGAAGGCGUCACGAAUGCCAUUGUCGGCAAGCAAUACGGUCUCGCCACAACACUCAAGCAGGAAAUCGAAGAGCGCCAAAGAGGCAAGGCUGCCGAGCGAAAGGCUGCAAAUACAGAGUGGCAGCCACGUUUCUUCACUGGCGCUCUUACCCCGGUGGGCAAACCAGAUCUCACACCGGACGGCGAGGAGGCCUUGAAAGGACUCCACGAAGACAACUACGAGCUGGCUCCCAACAAGGAACUAGGCGCAUGA